AUGUCAAGUGACCCAUUAAGUGAAGUCUUUAACCCGUUCUACACCUCAAUAGCCACAUGGAAAGUCAAAUUCCAUCAUGUUGAAACUGAAACCACGGACCAGUUACUGAAAGUGACCACGGCUAUUCUUCAAAUUUCUUCACCAUUUUUCUCUUACUGUUCUUCCUCAGCUUCCUUUAGAAAAACCAGAGCCACUCUAUAUAACCCAAAUGUUUCAGUUCCAAAGCUCCUUAUCAAUGAUGAGUUUAACCAAAGAAAAGGGUUGAUAACCUUCAAAACAACCAAUCCCCUGACAGAAAUUAAGCCUAAACUUGAAAAUAACGGCACAAACAAGGAAGAAAUCUCCAAUUCAAUGGUGUUGCAACAUAUGUAUGCUAUAAUGGAUAUUGUCGCAGAUAGAGUUGAAAUGCACAAGAAUAUUGGAGCACAGCGUGAUAACUGGAACAGGCUUCUAUUGAAUUCUGUCAAUGGAAUGACAACCACAGCUGCAAUAAUGGCUGGAAUUGCAGCUGUCAAUGGAGGUGGAGCAUCCUUUAUGGCUCUGAAGCUAUCUUCCAGUUUGCUUUACAUGGCAGCAACCGGGGUUUUGCUGGUGAUGAAUAAGAUACAGCCUUCUCAGCUAGCUGAAGAACAAAGAAAUGCUUCAAGAUUGUUUAAGAAGCUUCACGAGGAGAUAAAGACAAACAUUGCUUUUGGAAACCCAGAUUCAGAUGAUGUGAAAGCUGCAAUGGAGAAAGUCUUGGCAUUGGAUGAAGCUUAUCCACUUCCCUUACUUGGAACCAUGCUUGAUAAGUUUCCAUCACUUGUACAACCAGCUGUGUGGUGGCCAGAAGAGAAGAGUACUCAACGGGAAAAGCUUGUCAGGAAAGUUGAAAAAAACGGGUGGAAUGAGAAUCUUGAAGAAGGAAUGAAAGAAAUUGUUGGGGUUUUGAAGAGAAGAGACACUGAAGAAUACAUGAGACUAAGUAAACUAGUCUUGAAAAUCAAUAAAAUUCUAGCCAUAUCUGGCCCCUUGUUCACUGGCAUAGCUGCAGUUGGUUCUGCCUUGAUGGGAUCAUCUUUCUAUGGCUCAUUUGCUGUAAUUCUCAGUGUAGUUUUUGGAGCUAUGGCCGUUGUCGCUAACAGUUUGGAGCAUGGUGGGCAGAUAGGGAUGGUGUUUGAAAUGCAUAGGAACUCCGCUGGAUUCUUGAGGUUCAUGGGAGAAACCAUAGAAUCAACCCUGGAAGAAGGAGAAGCAGAUGAGGGGGAAAAUGGGGAAUUAUUUGAAGUGAAAGUAGCUCUUCAGCUUGGAAGAAGUUUGUCGGAGCUCAGAGACCUAGCAGAUGAUGCAUCCCAUCCUCAUUCUUCAAUGAAGGAAGAGGAUGGAGAAGAGUUUGAUAGCAAGCUCUUUUGAUUCUUAUAUUUGAUAUUCAUUGGAUAUUGUACGGCUGGGAAUUGAAGACUGAAUUCUCUGAUCAACCUGCUCGUUUCAUGUUCAUUUUACAGAUUUGAUUGUACUAAGUUUUCAAAAUGUAAUUAAACAGAAUGUAGUGAAUAGUCUUAUAUGCAGCCAAACAAAUGAUGGUAAUAACUAAUGAAAGACUAUUAAUAUAAUCAACUGAAAUUGUAAUUAAUUAUGGAGAUCAAUUCUAUUUAUAGUCUUAUAU
Messenger RNA from Durio zibethinus, 1645 nucleotides. NCBI's taxonomy places the organism in Eukaryota, Viridiplantae, Streptophyta, Magnoliopsida, Malvales, Malvaceae. The record is from RefSeq and is a predicted model, not a curated record.